This is a messenger RNA of Cladophialophora bantiana CBS 173.52, 213 nucleotides long. RefSeq lists its product as uncharacterized. The transcript is spliced from 2 exons. NCBI's taxonomy places the organism in Eukaryota, Fungi, Ascomycota, Eurotiomycetes, Chaetothyriales, Herpotrichiellaceae. The coding region runs from base 1 to 213 and encodes 70 amino acids. The record is from RefSeq and is a predicted model, not a curated record.
AUGCACGUGUAUCCGGACCUCGACUCCCUACCCAAAACUGAAGGACAACCUCAGGGGAAUGCCUGGGGUCUAUGGAGAGAGAACGACGAAUUACGAACAGUGGAGCCAUAUUCACGGUGUCUGAUGGUUGAACAUGGAGCUCUCAACUAUUUGACUCCCGAAGUCAUCUUGCAGGCAACAGAGGAGAUCAAAGCUGGCGUCACAGUGCAGUAG